AUGCUGAACCACCGUGGAAGACUUAAUUCAAAUGUCAUCGCUAUCUCAUAUUGGAUGAUCGCUCACAUCAUGAAUAACCCGGGCGUUGGCAGCCAAAUCAGGGAAGAGAUCGCGUCUGUGAUGCAGGCUAUCGACAGUGAGCCCACGAAGAACGGGGCGACUCUAGUAGCAAUGACCAAGGAUCCUCUCCUGAACGGCUGUCCAGUGUUGAACUCGACAUUUAACGAGACACUGCGGUUUACUGGGACCGGGAGCGGUUUCCGCAAAAGCAUGCGAGACACCACACUUGAAGGUCGCCAUAUUCCCAAAGACACUAUCAUGAUCAUCCCACAAAGGGUUCAGAUGAUGAACACUGAGGUUUUGGGAUCGGACGCCCGCGCAUUUGAUUGCCAUCGAUUUUUGCGAAACAAAUCACUGCUCAGGAAGGGCGAAUUUCGCGGGUUUGGCGGGGGCACCACAUUAUGCAGUGGAAGAAUUGCGGGAAGGCAUCAGGUGCUAGCUUUUGUUGCACAGUUAUUUUGGAGAUAUGAUUUGGAAGUAGUUGGCCACGGACAAGAAGUAUUGGGCGUGCGAGGCAAAGCUUUCCCCAGGCUGAACGAGGCCAUGCCAAGUCUAGGCCCAGGCAAGCCCAUAAAUGGAGACGAUAUGAUCCUUAAAGUAACUCCCCGAAAGCUUUAG
Penicillium riverlandense is the source of this 678-nucleotide messenger RNA. RefSeq lists its product as uncharacterized. Gene Ontology annotation, molecular function: heme binding; oxidoreductase activity, acting on paired donors, with incorporation or reduction of molecular oxygen; monooxygenase activity. The transcript has a single exon. NCBI's taxonomy places the organism in Eukaryota, Fungi, Ascomycota, Eurotiomycetes, Eurotiales, Aspergillaceae. The record is from RefSeq and is a predicted model, not a curated record. Bases 1 to 678 code for a protein of 225 amino acids.